AUGAAAACGUUAAUUUUAUUUUUAAAAAUUACUACAUUCCUUCUUUUAAUUUGGAUGUAUUUAUGUUUUCAUAAGUGUUAUUCCUAUAAAACAUUGAUAGAUAAAAAUAUAUUGCAAAUAAAAAAUGAGUUAAAAUAUGAAAGAGUAUUAACAGAGGGUGACAUAGCAGGAAAAAAGC
This is a messenger RNA of Plasmodium gallinaceum, 178 nucleotides long. Its product is annotated as fam-g protein. The record is from RefSeq and is a predicted model, not a curated record. The annotation marks the transcript as partial. The transcript has 2 exons. Lineage: Eukaryota; Apicomplexa; Aconoidasida; Haemosporida; Plasmodiidae.